Messenger RNA from Nicotiana attenuata, 3200 nucleotides. Its product is annotated as probable disease resistance RPP8-like protein 2. Gene Ontology annotation, molecular function: ADP binding. The record is from RefSeq and is a predicted model, not a curated record. Bases 219 to 2996 code for a protein of 925 amino acids. Lineage: Eukaryota; Viridiplantae; Streptophyta; Magnoliopsida; Solanales; Solanaceae. The transcript is spliced from 3 exons. Gene Ontology annotation, biological process: defense response to other organism.
GAACUCCAGCUGGAUAGAAAAAAAUGUUUUAAUACAUGCCUUGACCGUUAAAUCUUCUUUCACCAUUGUCCAGCUUUUCGGUCUUCUUUCGUUAAACGUGAAUAUUUUCUUUCCUUAAAUUCUCAAUCCUUUUGGUUGAACUUUUUUCCUUUUUCAUAUUUUUAGGAAAUUAGCUGAACUCUUUGGGAGGUUUUACCUUGGUACGUAGCUAGACAAUAAUGAAGGAGCUCGAAAUCUUCUUUGCCAUGGAAAGAUUUCGUCGGUUGUCCGAUGAAGAAACAACCACAGAUAUUGGGUUGGGUGAACAAAUCCAGGAUUUAACUAAACUGCUUAUGGAUAAUCAGUCAAUUCUAAAGAAUGCAGGUCCAAAUCAAAGCAAUACAAUAGAACAGUUGAUCACCAAAAUUGACGAAGCUGCCUGUCAUACAGAGGAAGCCGUUAAAAAUCAUGGUCUAAGAAAUAAUUCUAGCAAAAUUAGAUGUUUGAAUUUACCCUCUUGUAUUUCAAAGUCUCAUGAUCCACAUGCUAGCAUCAAGUUUGAGCUCAAAGAAUUGUACUAUCAGGUCAAACAUGCCCUUCAAAAGUUAUCUUACCUUGUAUCUGACUUGCCUGCAGAAUUAAGAGAGAAAGACGAAUGGGAAAGGCUCGAUUAUUAUAGUCGACCAGAUCGCAAUUCCAUUGGGCUCAAGGAAGAUAAAGUUCAGCUUAUCGAAUAUCUAAUGGAUGAGUCUGAGGACUUAAAAGUCAUUUCACUAUGUGGAGCUGGCGGAGUGGGAAAGACAACUCUUGCUUACGAGAUCUAUGACCACCCAGAUAUUUGGUACAAAUUUCUUCAUAGAAUCUGGAUCCCUGUUUCGUCCACGUUUAACCCGGGAAACAUACUUGUGCAAAUUGCUCGCUAUUUUGACAGAAAAAAUUGUACCAAUAAAUCAGAAGAUGAGUUGGUUGAUAUAAUCAUCAGAAAAAUUAGAGAAGGUGGAAGAUUCCUGUUUGUUCUAGAUGAUAUAUGGUCUACUGAAGUUUUGGAUGAACUGCAGCGGAUACUCUUCGAUGACCGUUUCUCACCAAUUACCAACAAGGGUCACAGAAUAUUGGUUACGACGCGGAAGAGACAAGUAGCUGAAUAUGUUAAUUUUCUGAAGCCACCAUCCGUCUACACUGUGCGUGGACUGAAGGAAAAUGACGCAUGGGAGUUACUUAUGGAAGAAUACCGGCGACACAAUCGAGAUGAUAAACUCAGCGCAGAGAAGGAGAAUAUUGGGAAGGAGAUGGUGAAACGCUGUGAAGGGAUCCCUGUGGCGAUCAUCAAACUCGGUCAAGAGUUGGCAGGUAAAGAAAGUCUGGAUGAGUGGAAUAUAGUGCAUCAAAACUUAAUGUCAUUUCUAACUGACAAUGUACUACAAGUUUUAGCUCCAAGCUUUGAUGACUUACCAGAUCACCUCAAACUAUGUUUUAUUUACUUGGGCCUUUGGCCAGAAGACUCGGUGAUUGACGCAGACAAGUUAUACCACUUCUGGAUUGUCGAAGGCUUAGUAAAGCCGCAAGAUAUCAAUGUCGCAGAGAACUAUCUAACAGAACUUGAAAGGAUGAGUAUGGUUGAGGUUGAAGAAGAGGAAGUUCCAAGUGUUAGAAGACUCAAAUGUUGCCGCAUUUCCAGAAUAAUGCGACAACUAUGUAUAUCAAAGGGUAAUCAGAUAAAUUUCAGCCACAUUAAUGAUUCUCAGCUAGGUUCAGAUUUCUCUUCAUCAUCUUCAAGAAACAAAACACGGCGCUUGAUCGUGUGCCUAGAAAAGCUAGAGGAUAGCGGCAUUUUGGCCAAGAAAGAGCGCACUAGGAACCUUCAUAGCCUACAUAUCCUUGACGCACACAAGCAGCAAGGUAGGACUCCUGUACGAUUGUCAGGUAAGUUUGAUGUCGAAGAGUUAAGGCUGCUUAGACUUCUUGAUUUUGAUGGGGUUGAUAUUGGAUGGGACGAAUUCACAGUUGAUGGGAUGUCUAAUAUUAGACAAAAUGGAUUACUGGACGGGAUAUCCAAGCUAGUCCACUUGAGGUAUUUGAGUUUCAAGAGAUGUAUUUUGAAUCAGUUGCCAUUGGCUAUUAGUAAUUUGUUAUACUUACAAGUACUUGACUUGCGAGUGGAUGAUUCGAUUACUGAGGUGAUUCUGCCAAACGUGCUGUGGAAGCUGAGAAAAAUGAAACAUCUCUAUCUUCCACGGAUGUUUCAAACGUACACCGGAGACAAAUUGCGGUUGGAUGGCUUGACAGAGCUUGAGACUCUCGAGAACUUCAUCACAAGGGUGUGCAAUGUUACUGAUCUGCAGACAUUGACCGAACUUCAUAACCUAGCUGUGAAGAUUGAUGGUGAUCUCACUGACCUACAGUUUAUCAACGAGCAUCUGAAACAACCGUCAAACAAACAGAUCCAGUUGUCUAUUGAUGUCAGAAACUUUGACUGCUAUGAAGAUAACAGGCAUUCUGCUAUCAGGGAACUAUUGCAAUAUCAGGCUGUUCAAAUCAUUCACAUUGAGGGGCAUAUCCGCGAGCUGCCAUCGAAAAACAAAAUCUCCACAAGUUUGACCAAGUUAGUCCUGAUUGGCUCUGAACUUGAGAAAGAUCCCAUGGAGAAGUUAUCUAAGCUUCCUAAUUUAUGCGUUCUCGUCCUCGAUGAUAACGCAUUUGAAGGGACACAUAUGGUCAGUCCUCCUUCUGGUUUUGCUGAACUCAAACGUUUAGAAAUAUUGAAUUUGAUGUUUUUGGAGAGUUGGACUGUAAAAAACAAUCCUAUGCCCAAGCUCUGUAACAUAAGAAUUGAAAAUUGCAAGAAACUGAGGAUCCUACAUGACUUCAAACUCCUCGCUGCUCUCAAAAAGGUAGAGAUAACAAAGAUGCCUAAACCAUUUGCAGAUAUGCUCCACGAGAUCACUUCUGCGACAAUUGAAGAUAUAACCAGAUCACAAGAUGAAGCGGAAGCAUCCUCUGGUUUGCAAAUAGCUUAAUAACAUCCAAUGCUGCUGUCGAUGGGAAAUGGUGACAACUCAAAGGCAACAUGAUUGUUCUGUUAUUCGUUAUGAAGAUAUUAUUAUGUUUUCUCCGUGUUUAAUUCAAGAAGGUUCUUUCUGUUCGUAACACAAAAAUUACUUAACUAUGCUUAUUGCACUUAAACUCAACCGGAUGUCACAAAUUGUUAGCGCCAAAUUCAA